Molecule: messenger RNA, 1035 nt
Organism: Osmerus eperlanus (European smelt)
Lineage: Eukaryota; Metazoa; Chordata; Actinopteri; Osmeriformes; Osmeridae
Product: RDS/peripherin-like protein xRDS35
Biological process (GO): visual perception
Cellular component (GO): plasma membrane
Source: RefSeq, a predicted model, not a curated record
AUGGUUCUGCUAAAGAUGAAGUUCCCCUUCCAGAAACGCGUGCGGAUGGCUCAGGCCCUCUGGUUAUUAUCCUGGCUGGCUGUCCUUGGAGGGACCUUCACGUUUUCCUUGGGGAUCUUUUUGAAGACCGAACUACACAAGAGAGCUGAGGUGAUGGACAACACAGAGAUCCACGCCGUACCCAACACCUUGAUGGCCGGUCUGGCCUCCCUGGGCAUCAACUUUUUUGCCGGGAAGAUCUGCCAAGACUCCCUGGACGUGGCCCGCUUCCCACGCUGGAAGACGUUCAUGCAGCCCUUCUACCUGCUCUCCGGCUUCUUCACCCUCCUCAUGCUGCUGGCGGUGAUCAUGAGCUACGCCAUGAAGGGCAACCUGGAGGACUCGCUGAAGAUCGGGCUGAAGAACGGCAUCCGCUUCUACAAGGACACGGACACGCCCGGCCGCUGCUCCCAGAAGGAGACCAUCGACCACCUGCAGAUGGAGUUCCGCUGCUGCGGGAACACCAACUACAGGGAUUGGUUCGAGGUCCAGUGGAUCAGCAACCGCUACCUGGAUUUCACCUCCAAAGAAGUCAAGGACCGCAUCAGGAGCAAUGUCGACGGGCGCUACCUGGUGGACGGGGUCCCCUUCAGCUGCUGCAACCCCAGCUCCCCCCGGCCCUGCAUCCAGUACCGACUGACCAACAACACUGCCCACUACAACUACGAGUACCAGACCGAGGAGCUCAACUUGUACAACCGCGGCUGCCGCCAGGCCCUGGUCAACUACUACAUGGGCCUGAUGAACACCAUCGGGGCCGGGGUGCUGUCUGUCUUCCUGCUGCAGAUGACCGUGCUGGUGAGCCUGCGAUACCUGCAGACUGCUAUGGAGGCGGGUGGGCAGGAGAACACAGAAAUCGACGAGGGGUAUCUCCUGGAGAAGAGCGUGAAGGAAACGGUGAAAGAGUUCACGGACUCCGUGCUCAAGUUCUUCCAGCUCUCCCAGGUGGAUGCAGCACCAGCGGAGGGGGAGAAGGCCGCCACGCCUGCUAGCUAA